Molecule: messenger RNA, 3955 nt
Organism: Malania oleifera
Lineage: Eukaryota; Viridiplantae; Streptophyta; Magnoliopsida; Santalales; Ximeniaceae
Product: histone H3-like centromeric protein CENH3
Exons: 8
Coding region: 82-558 (158 amino acids)
Cellular component (GO): nucleosome
Molecular function (GO): DNA binding; protein heterodimerization activity; structural constituent of chromatin
Source: RefSeq, a predicted model, not a curated record
CAAAAACAAAAACAUGAAAUUAGUUUCCAAAAGCAAAUACCGCUGCCAGAGCUUCACGGUCGAGCUUCGACUCAUCCGUCCAUGGCGAGAGCCAAAACUGCUGCUCACAAGAAACCAAGUCGACGUCGCUCAUCUGCCGCCGGAGUGGCCUCACCGGCGAGCCCUGGAACGAGUUCGCCAGGUGGUAGACGUUCGACUAGGGCAGCGGAGGCUGCGUCACGAAGUGAAGCUGGUUCGCGAAGGGCGCCAAGGCGUCACCGCUAUAGGCCGGGAACGGUUGCUCUUCAGGAGAUUCGACGCUUUCAAAAGACUUGGAAUCUGCUGAUCCCAGCUGCUCCUUUCAUUAGAACUGUAAAAGAAAUUAGCAAUUUCUAUGCUCCAGAAAUUGGUCGUUGGACAGCUGAAGCUCUAACAGCACUUCAGGAGGCUGCAGAGGAUUUUUUGGUUCAUUUGUUUGAAGAUGCAAUGCUGUGUGCAAUUCAUGCAAAGCGUGUUACACUAAUGAAGAAGGAUUGGGAGCUAGCACGGCGACUUGGAGGGAAAGGGCAGCCUUGGUGAGACUCGGUGCAUCAUGCUGACAACUAACACUUAUUUUACAGGUUGUAACCAUUCUAAAUUUGAAAUAUAUUCCUAUCAUUUGUAGCAUGUUAAUUCUUGUAUUGUAAGUGGUUGGCCAUUUUUUUUAAUGUAAGAGAAUAGUUACUCCUAAAGAACUAGAACUGCAAACAUAGGAAGACUGAGCCAUUUUAUUAGGUCAUGGCUCAUGAAAUCCUUAUUUUUGGAAUAGAAUAAUUAUAAUAGAAGAUUUGGAUUAUUUGUACAAAAAAAUGUUGUUGUCAGAAAGCGUGUUAUUGUGAAUGAUCCUUGUCACCAUACUACUAAUUAUUUUAAUUUGAGUUCUUUUCUUUCUAAGAGAUGAAAUGGAAAACUUGGUUGAAGCGUAAUGGCCUUAUGUCUGUAACUGUCAUAUAUAUAUAUAUGACAGGUGAGGUAAUGAAAUAUGAUUUUUGAAAAUUAUGAAUUUGGAGUCGCUACUAACCUAUUAUUUACCUACGUGUGGAUAGAACACCUAAUUACUAAUUUGAUUGGUCACUAUACUAAAUUUAGGCCAAGAAACCAGUAGUCUUGGUCUGUGUAUACCAGAAAUGGGAUUGGGAGUUCGAUUAUGUAAGGAGAAGGUAUUUGUAUUGUUUACACACGUUUAAUGAACGAUACCUAAUUAAUUAUGAAUUAUUUCUAAAUUGAAUUUAAGUCUUUAAUUAACUCAUUUUUAAAAUAAAAAAAAAUAAAUGAAUAAAAUUAAAAAGAGAUUAAAAAUUACGGUGCGAUUUAUGAAUGUGUAAUAAGGCCUAAUACGAGGGGAUCUUGUUAGAUAAAUCCUUGGCUAUUAUAAGUGAGGUGUAAAAUACCUCAUUGCCUUUUUAAAAAUCAUAGGGACAUAUUUACAUAAAAAUCAAGAAAAUUAUCAAAAAUAUCUUUAAAAAAUGUUCUCAUAUUUUUAAAAAUUUUGUAGAAAUUUUUUUGAGCAUUUUAACUUUUUUAUUUUUUUUUUCAAAAAUUUUUGGGAUUUUUCAAAUACUUUUUCCUCAUUUUUUUUAUUUUCCAUUUUUUCAAGUUAAAAUAAUUCAAAAUAUUUUCCUUCAAAAAUUAUUUUCCAAAUUUUUCCUGCUAUUUUCUCUAAUUUUUAAGAUUAAAAAAUUAAAUUAAAUGAUAAAUAAAUAUAAAAUAAAUAAAGAAGUAAAAAUAAAAAACAAAAAUGGCUCAAGUUUGAAUCGGGUCAUGCCAGUGGGUGCCACAUGUCAUCCACUAUGGUGACACGUGGCAUUUAUUAUUAUUUUUUGUUUUUAUUUUUUUGAAAAUAGGGUGAUGUUAUCCUGACGCGUGUCAACACUCGAUUGACUAUCACUUUGAAACAUGGAUCACUAAUGGGGUGAAGAUUUGAUCGUCCAGAGAAAAUACAGAUCAGACGUGUGUAGACUGAGCCACGUUGCCCCUGAAACAUUUGGUCCAAAAUGUGCCACGCGUCACCGCAUGGCAGUGACAUGUGGCUCGCUAUCCCCCAAUAUAAAAACAAUUUUUUGUUUUUGUUUUUGUUUUUGUUUUUUUCAUUUUUUUAGUCCUCUUUGUCUUCAGUUCUCUCCUUUCUCUCUACUCUCCCCUUUCUCUAUGUCUAUUCCCCUUCUACUCUCCUUUAUGCUCUCUUUGUUUCCCUUCUAUUCUCCUUUAUGUUUUCAGUGCUUCCCAAUUCUACGAAGCUCUCUCCAUCUCUAUUAUGCUCUCAAACGUACGAGGCUCCCUCUCUCACUCUCUAUCUAGGGUUUCAGAUAUGCAAGGAUCUCUCUCUUUGUCUCUCUCAGAUCUAUUUUGAUCUACACGAAGGAAAGGAGCUCUUGAAUACCCUCAGAUCUGAUCCCAAAAGCUCAAGAUGAGUAUCAUUUCUUUCUAUUUUUCAUUUUUGCUUGGAUCAUGUAGUCUAGAUCUGUGUUUUGGGUUUGAGUUGGAUCUGUGUUUUGAGUUCGAGUUGAGUUUGGUAAACCCAAUGGGUUGGAUUCGGGUCGACUCGAGUGAGUCAACUCGCUGGGUCUUAAGGGGUUCUAGGCCUGGGUUAGGACGUGUGGGCUCAGGUCCACAAUUGGGCUUGACUUGAAUGGGUUUUGGGAGAUAGGGUUAGGCUUUGGUUAGGGCUUGGUCAUGUCAAGCCCACUUGGGCUAGACCCUGGACUGGUCGUUAUGUCAAGUUGGGCUUGAGUGCAUUUGGGCUUUGUUUUUUAACACAAUGGGCUUGUGGGCUUUUGAAACAGUGGGCUAUGAGUCUUAUUUUACAACAAUGGGCUUAGGACCUAUUUAAAACAAAAUGAGCUUGGGCAUAUUAAAAAAAAAAAAGGGCCUCUAGGCUUGUUUUAAAACAGUGGGCUUCAGACUUUUUAAAACUGGGCUUAUUUUAAAAGAGUGGGCUUUGAGUUUUUCAAAGUUAGGCUUAUGGGCUUAUUAAAAAAAAAAAAUCGCGCGAUUGAGGCUUUUCAAAGCUGGGCUCCUGGGCUUCUUUUGAAACAAGGAUUUGUGGGCUUAGGUUUGGGGGUUUAGACAAUGGGCUUAAGGGUUGAGUUGGCCAGUAGGCUUUAUGUGUCUGCUUGCUUGGGAGAUGCUCCCUUCCUCCUUUGACGGAGUACCUGUAAUAUAUUACAACUAUGAAAGAAGAAAGCCAUAAACAACUGUACUUGUCUUGUGUCUUCUAUUCCUUCGGGUCUUCUUAUCCCUGAGGUCUCCUCUUUUUGUGCUCCUGCUCCUCUGUUUGGGGCGUUCUCUGGUCUAGACUUCUAUCCCUUCUAGUUGGUAGGGAAGCCUUCGAGUUGCAAGGCAAUGGGUUUCGCAGCUCUCUUCUGUGAGAAGGGUAGGAUGUUACACACCCCUCUUUUUUUAGGGUUUUAUCCUUUAGACUUCACCAGUAGACCCCUUCUCUCACUAUGAUACCUCUAAAUUAUUUCCUCUUUGAUUUCUCUCUUUCUUGGUGUGUCCUCUACCCUCUAUGAAGGCCUUCCUUUUCCAACCCUUUCCUUUCCCCGCGCGUGCUUUCCUUCCUAUAGCAAGAAAUCCCAUCAUUUUUUGUGAUUUGGUCGAUUCUCUUCCUUUAUGGGUCCUUGGCUGAAGAUUGAGAUGGGAUACAUGUAAAUCUUGAAAUUUUAUCCAAUUAAUUAUAGAAUCACUCAAAAAUUUCUCCAUUUGCUGCUUGAUUUCUUUUUGUUUUUGGAUGCAAGUACCCACGAGGAUGCUUGGGGAUAUUCUGUGCAGCGCGCAUAAUUUUUUUGUUUCCCCCCCUGUAUUUUUUGUAUUUUUGUAUUUCUUUGUGAUGUAUUUUUCUUUAUUCCUAAUGUAUUUUCAUGUAUUUUGUAUUUAAUAUGUUUGUACAAAAAAAAUGAAAUGGAUAAAAAUGUUAUUUAAAGAGGUCCGGUUAAAA